Molecule: messenger RNA, 1383 nt
Organism: Rhopilema esculentum
Lineage: Eukaryota; Metazoa; Cnidaria; Scyphozoa; Rhizostomeae; Rhizostomatidae
Product: cation-dependent mannose-6-phosphate receptor
Biological process (GO): protein targeting to lysosome
Cellular component (GO): Golgi apparatus; trans-Golgi network; endosome
Molecular function (GO): protein domain specific binding
Source: RefSeq, a predicted model, not a curated record
UUUGUCUCGAUUAAAUUUGAAGGAAGUGAAGUUUGUUCUGACUAUAAAUCGAUACUUUAAAACGAGUUAAGACAGAAAGCUAUAGAAUAUUUGCAUGCAACAAAUUUUUGAAGGAAGUUGGCUGCUUUUAUUUGAAAAUCGAACUUGAGCUGUGGGUCACACGUCAGCCUUGGCUGGACACGAGGCAGAAGUAGGCCUAGCCCACCUCCACAGAAACAAGUCGUCUGGAAUUAAUGAAAUUGGACACAUUGUCUUAGAGGAAGUAUUGAUUUAAAAAGAGUCCGGUAAGUCAAGACAGCUGAAGACUGCAAGCACACUGUUCCAAAGAAAUCAGACGUGACGAACUAGAGAUGCCUCUGACGGAAUCAUCAGAGAUCAAAUUCUCCUUGUUUUUCUUAUUGGCAUUCUCCUGUUGCGUUUCAAAUUCUCUUCGAUGCCCUAAGAGAUCAUCCAGUGAAAAAGAUAUCUACAAAGUCAAUGAAAGACUGAACAAGAUCACUAGUGAUUUAAGUGAUAAGAAUUUUGUGUCAGAAGAUCAUAAACACACAAGAGAAGGAUCAAGUGAUACUGAUGUUUAUGACUAUACAUUGCAGUUAUGCACAACAGAUGAUAAGUAUGGUGCAGUGUACCAAAUAGAUAAAACUCAAAACAAGAAGACCUUGCUUGGAAUGAGUAAUGCAUCCUUUGCCCUCGGAGGAACCAAUCUUAUAUUAAUCGUUUUCAAAGAUGGAAAACAAUACAAUAGUUUCUGUGAUAAGCAAAAGAGAGAGGCAUGGCUACAAAUUGUUUGUGAUAAAUCUGGCAAAAAGCCCCAAUUUAAAGUUAUUGAGGAAAGUCGUUGGAAGAAUGGGUCACCAAAGAAAGGAUGCUAUUAUUUGUUUGAAUUAAAUCACAAGGAUGCUUGUUCUCCAGAGGAAAGCAAAGGAUUAGGCGGAGGAGCUAUAUUUAUGAUAGUAAUGGUCUCUUUAUUUGCGGCAUACCUUGGUUUUGGAUUUUUGUAUCAGAGAUUUGUGAGAGGUGCCAAAGGUGUAGAACAGAUGCCUAAUUACACCUUCUGGAGGGCAUUCGGAAACUUAACAGCUGAUGGUUGCGACUUUGUGUGCAGACGACCUGACCACCCUGCAAGUCAUUACAAGGGCAUGGCAGACGCAUUAGAUAUCGAUACAAGUGAUGACGAAAAAGACGAUCAUUUGCUUCCAAUGUGACGCACCUCAAUUGCGAUGCAGCUCCUUAGAUAAGAAUCAGCUCCUUGAUGUAUCGCAAAUAUUUUUCUAAUUGGGAAAAGCGAUUCUCUGAUUCCCAACAGAAAAGAAAGGACACGUUGCAAAGAUUUGUUGAUUUUUUUUGUCUUAAUUUUCAUUAAUGAUAUAUGCUUUUGGUGGA